UUUCCUCCAUUGCAGAUUGAAGUAGUGAAUACAUUCAAGAGCGGAGCUUCCUUUCAGGGGGCUCUGCGGAGACAAUCCUCCACCGCCAGCCAGAACCAGGACGUAACGCAUGUUUCUAGUCCUAGUCACGUGUCGCUAAGCAAUGCUCUUUCCUCUCCUACCAGUGCGUCAGCUGCAGCCGCAGGGCAUCCGCGUCGUGAAGGCAUUCCGUAGCUCUCUCUAUGAAGGUUUAGAAAAACCGGACUCUCGAACUUCCAUUCACAACUUCAUGACCCAUCCAGAGUUUAAGAUAGAAGAUUCUCAGCCUCACAUCCCUCCAAUUGAUGAAACAGAUCUGGAGGAAGAUCCUGCCCCGAAACAAGACUCCAGCCAGCCCCCGUCACCCAACAAGAACAACAACGCGCUGGAUAGCGGGAUAAACCUCACUACGGAGACCAGCAAAUCAGCGACCUCUUCCAGCCCGGGGAGCCCCAUACACAGCCUGGAGACGUCCCUUUAGCUGGCGCCGCUUCCUCAUCACCACAACAAGGAAUAUUCAUGUGUCUGGCUGGGUAAGAUGUCUUCACAUUCGGAGGCCGGCAGAGGAAGCUCCGUGUCCACGCAGUGCUGGCAGUGAGAACGUGGCAGGUUUAUCACGAUGGCCCGAUGCUGCUGAAAAGAC
Nanorana parkeri is the source of this 661-nucleotide messenger RNA. RefSeq names its product plasma membrane calcium-transporting ATPase 1-like. Lineage: Eukaryota; Metazoa; Chordata; Amphibia; Anura; Dicroglossidae. Bases 143 to 499 code for a protein of 118 amino acids. Gene Ontology annotation, molecular function: P-type calcium transporter activity. The transcript has 2 exons. The record is from RefSeq and is a predicted model, not a curated record.